Molecule: messenger RNA, 1017 nt
Organism: Cercopithifilaria johnstoni
Lineage: Eukaryota; Metazoa; Nematoda; Chromadorea; Rhabditida; Onchocercidae
Source: the annotation of a GenBank genome assembly
AUGCAGGUAGACCAAGUUGAACGACCAUCAGUACCUGUACAUUUAACUCAAGAGGAUUCUCAAACAUCACAAAUAAGUGAUGCAGAGGAGCAUAUGCAAUUCUAUGAAACACGUAUGCAAAAACGUGUGAAAGAAUUUGUCAACUAUUGUAAUCGAACUUCUAUCGAAGCACUAAUUGCACAGUAUGAAAAAAUUCAGUCAAUAAAACCGUCUAAAGCAAAAGCUUUUAUUGGAAUGCUUCCUGUUAAUUAUCAUAAAAAUCGCUAUAAUGAUGUAUAUUGUUUGGAUAGUUCAAGAGUUAUUUUACAUCACCGAGUUGCAGAUUAUAUACAUGCUAAUUAUGUUCGCCAUAAAGUUCUUCAAAAUGAUUUCAUUCUUACACAAGCUCCGUUACCGAAUACAGUAAAUGAUUUUUGGGAAAUGAUUUGGCAAGAACGAUCGGGACUAAUAUUCAUGCUUUGUAAAUAUGUUGAAGAGCAAAAAGUAAAAUGUGCUGAAUAUUUACCAACACUUCAAACUCGCGCAAUUAUACAUGCUGGAAUACGAAUUGAAUUACGAGAACGUAAUAAGUCAAAAAAUGGUGACAUUAUCAUAACGCAAUUAUUGCUUAGUCGGGGAAAUGUAAAUCUCACCGUAAUGCAUUAUCAAUGGAUAUCAUGGGUUGAUAAACAGGUACCAAUAAAUGAUUACAAGACACCGUUUUAUUUGCUGAAAAAAUCACGCAUUUCACCAACAUGUACCGUGGUACAUUGUAGUGCUGGCAUAGGUCGUAGUGGUACUUUGGUUGCAAUUGAACUUUGCCUGAUGCAACUAGUAGCUGGCAAUGAAUUAGUGGUAUCAGACAUGGUUGCUUAUAUGCGUCAAAAACGAGCUCAAUCGGUACAAACUAAGGAACAGUAUUUGUAUAUUUUCAGGGCAUUACUCGAUUUUGCUGUCAGCAAUCAUAUUAUUUGUGCACGAAAAAUAAAUCCAUUUGUUGAAAGAUACCAACAAAUAUGCCAUUUCGAUGAAACAUGA